AUGGGUCGCUCGCACGGCCUGUCGCCAGCCCUCGACGACGACGGCAGCGAUGCCGCUGGCGGAGGCGUCUCGCAGUCGGCGGCGGAGGCGAGGCUUUCUCUGUGCGAUCUUGAGCACUUUUGGAGUCUGAGUUUAGGGCAGCUGUCUGAAGACGCGUCAGCUGCGGCCGUCGAGGAAGGCCUCUUGUGGAGUGACGUCGCCCGUCUCUUCUCAGCAUGGGAAGAGACACGCGACAAGCUGCUGAAGAGGGGUGACGUCCUCGUCAUACGGCUGAAGCGUCUCGCGCUCUUUCUGCCUGAGAACGGCGACGCUCACACGCGAGGCAACUCCGCAGCGGUCGGCGGGGGCGGCUCUUCAGGUGACGAUGACUUUCUCGGAUUCAUUGGCAGACAGCGGGAACGCAAGGGGGCCGAAGCGGCGCUCGAGGAGCUCCGCCUUCUCAAGAAAGCAGAAAAGGAGACCGAAGCCCUGCGGCUCUUUGACGUCUUCCACGAAAUGUUGCAGCGCAGAUGUGCGGCCGCCACAGGUCGCACGGCGGACAUGACCAUGGUAGGCGGAGAGGUAACAAACGAAAGUGCAGCAGUCUCCGUCCUGGAGGGCCUAGGCGGCGCACGAGACGGCCAGUUGAAGGCAGGGGCUGACCUGCAGCGUCACGUUAAAGGUAAAAUGUUUGCGUUUUUCGGCAUGCCUGGUGACGCUCGAGCGUCGCCUUCGCCAGGCGCUAGGGAUCUCACAAACACCUACGGGGGCCAGGCGUUACACGGCGCCGCACGCACGCCCGCGCUGGACAGUACUCGCAGCGCCGGGGGUCGGUGCGGCCUUUCUUGCUCUCAUGCUCUAUGCGCGAUGAAGCGCGUGCCCGGAAGCUUGCCGUCCAUGAUCCACAUCCAGCUCGAGCGCAUUCAGAAAGUGUCGAGAGAGAUGAGAGCCAUCCUGCUGGAGUUUCUGAAGGUCCCUGUUGCGCUUUCGCCUGCGGGUUCCAGGACGAAAGGCGAGAAAGGGCUCGCAGGCUCCGCGCGGCCACGGGGUACCGAGGGCAGUGGAGCGUCGUGUCGUCUGCCGGUCAUGCAAGCUGCGAAGGAUAGCAGCUGCGGUUGGCUCCCGCAGUGGCAGUAUGUUCUCCAGCUGCGCCUCCUGUGUGAGGCGCGCGCCCACGCGCAGCUCGUGGAAGAGACGCCUGCGGCAGGCGCCGCCGCCAGCGAAGCUUUCCAAGCCAUCAAGUGUUCAGAGGGUGACCGCCUUGCAGACAAAGCAGUGCGGAGAGAAGGCUCUCCCGGCAACGCGCAGGCGCCGCCAUCUGCACGCCUUUCGGCGAGGGAGGAAACUGCGGGAGCCGCGGAAACAUAUGCCAGUGGUGGUAGCCUGGUGAAUGUCGGUUCAAAUGUGACAACAGUCCGCGCGCUGAAUGCACAGCCGAAGGACUCCCCUCAGAGGGAAGAGACUGCCGAGCGUCCUUUAUCGCCACGACUUCGUGACGCGCUGCUCGAGACGUCACGCGCAUGUGAAGCGAUUCUUGUGUCUGCGGGUAUGGGGCUUGGCACCCUGCGCGCGCUUGAAGCAGCGAGCAGCAGUGGCACACUUCUGGAGGCCGGAAUAGGAGAACUUCCGCGGCCAUCAGAUCCCACCCGUGACUUGGGAAAUGGCUUAGACACGUUACUGGGACAGUUGCCGAUGUGUGUACGUGCACUGAACGCGAUUUCCCGACUGCCCGCUGCAUAUCGCGUCUUUGGCUGA
Molecule: messenger RNA, 1734 nt
Organism: Besnoitia besnoiti
Lineage: Eukaryota; Apicomplexa; Conoidasida; Eucoccidiorida; Sarcocystidae
Exons: 1
Coding region: 1-1734 (577 amino acids)
Source: RefSeq, a predicted model, not a curated record